AAACGGCUACUCGGUAAUCAAUUUCUAUUGUGUCAAGAAUAGCUUUCGCGUGUUGCUGUUCUUGUGUCGCAGCUCGCGUAGAUUUUGUUAAAAAUAUAACGAGAUUGUGUAAAUAAAUCUUAAAAUAGGGAUCAGCCCACACACACACACUAGAAAAAAAUAAAAACAAUGGGGCGCAAACAGGGAUGCGUCAUUAAAAACUCUGCAGCAGCGACCACAAAGACAAAAACCACUACAAAAAAGGUUAUGCCACACGAUGAAUUCAUGCAACGUAUACGCAAAUCUUUAUAUUUUGGUCAGGAUUUUAGUGAAUGUGAAAGCAUGGGUGUCUCCAAGCCCUUGGCUGAGCUAACUUCUGAACUAUUUUCUGACACCCAUCGUGGUCAUACGUUAAAUCGUCUAUCCUGUGUUGAGGCCUCCAGUGUUAUACCAGCAACACCGGCUGCAUUGAUUAUGGCUCUUAUCUAUUUGGAUCGUUUAAAUGCCACAGACCCUGCUUAUGUCCGACGCAUAACACCACAAGAAUUGUUUAUUGUUUCGAUGAUGAUUUCAACAAAGUUUUAUGCUGGACAUGAUGAGGAAAUCUAUCUAUCUGAUUGGGCUGAGGAUGGUAAUAUGUCAGAGGAUCGUUUGAAGGAAUUAGAAUUGGAAUUCUUAUGCGCAAUAGAAUGGAACAUAUACAUAUCGAACGAACAGUUUUUCGAAAAACUUACCUGCAUAGAAAAGCAAUUGGCUCGGCGUGAAGGUUUACGUCGCGGUUGGCUUACCUAUUCCGAAUUGAUGCAAAUGUUACCUUCGUUUACGCUAGCCAAAUUUCUGCUCAAUAAUAUAACCAUAAUGGCUGUCAGUUAUGCUGCCAGUGUUAUGACAAUUGCUGGAGCAUUCUUUUUGGCUGCACAAAUACCGGGAACUUCAUUGUAUCGUUCGUCAAAAACCACUCAUGAUAUUGAUAAUGAUCUAUUGAAUGCCACGGAUAUAAUCAAGACAAACGGUUCCACAUCAGCAUCGUCUACCACAUCGGCAUCCAUGGCAAACAGCAUGCGGCAGCACAAUCAUACCACACAUUUAGGUUUAAAUGUUGAAGCUGAAUUGCUCAAACUUGAAAGACAAUAUCGAGAAGAAGACCUGCGUAAUCAAAUGAGACAGAAACAUAAUGAAAUUGCUACCGAGUCACGUCUGACCCUACCGCAACAACAGUAUAUGGCCAAAUUGAAUGUUCACCAGAAAUGUGCCAAAUAUGAUAUUCAACGUCAGCAACUUGGCUAUUGGUUUGCUUACAAAGAGGAACUUAGUGAACAUGAAAUGGCCAGCAAAAUCGAUGAGCAUUUCCAAACACCUCUCUUCGUUCAAAACUACGGCAAUUCGGAUAAUAACUAUUACAAUGGAUUGAAACCUGUACCGGCAGCUGUGAAUCAUAAAUUUGAUAAUGCUUCAAUAACCUCAAUGCUGUGGAACUUUUUAAGUGAUACUGUACAACAGCAUACCCCGUUUAUGCGUUUGCCAUUCGUAUGGCUAAAGUUUAUGUAGAAGAAUGGCAUCCUUUUCUUUUCAAAAUUUAUAUAUUUUUACAUACAAAAUUUUUUUAACCAAGAAAAAAAUGGAAUAUUUAAGUAUAAUUUAUUAUUUUAUUACUUUGUCUGCUGUCCAUGGGUUUUAAUUGGGAUUCCACCAAUUAGAAACUACGUGUUUGGACAGUGUAGAACAUAAAAAUUUACUAACAACUAAUAUAUAUAUUUAACCUUAUAAGAGUGUGUAUUUCAAAAACGCAAAUAUAAUUUGCGCUUGAUUGCAUACCACAUAAAUAUAUUGCAGAAAAAGCUAACGAAAUAAAUUCUAUAUUUUUUGAAUAUGAAUUAAAAAAAAAAAA
Musca domestica (house fly) is the source of this 1867-nucleotide messenger RNA. RefSeq lists its product as uncharacterized. Gene Ontology annotation, molecular function: protein kinase binding; cyclin-dependent protein serine/threonine kinase regulator activity. NCBI's taxonomy places the organism in Eukaryota, Metazoa, Arthropoda, Insecta, Diptera, Muscidae. Gene Ontology annotation, cellular component: cyclin-dependent protein kinase holoenzyme complex; nucleus. The record is from RefSeq and is a predicted model, not a curated record. Bases 169 to 1527 code for a protein of 452 amino acids. Gene Ontology annotation, biological process: regulation of cyclin-dependent protein serine/threonine kinase activity. The transcript has 5 exons.